Peronospora matthiolae is the source of this 2433-nucleotide messenger RNA. The record is from the annotation of a GenBank genome assembly. Lineage: Eukaryota; Oomycota; Peronosporomycetes; Peronosporales; Peronosporaceae.
AUGGUGAAGCGCGGCCCAGGCAGUGCCGAAUACCUGCCCGCGACCGCGCCGUCGCCUCCUCCAGGCGCGUCCAACGGCCCGGCCAGCGUCAGUGCCGUCUGGUCGUACUUUGAGAAGGACCAGUCAGGGAACUCGGUAUGUAAGUUCUGCGACCGCGUGAUCAAGGGACACCACUCGUCCAACCUCUUGUCCCAUUUGCGCACCGCGGGACGGACAGACGCGACGCACCAACAAGCCAAUAAUGUCUGUGAAGAGCAUCGAGAGACCAAGCGCCACUUCAAGCGGCAGAAGAUCGGACUGCAGGCGGGUCAAGCGUGUGCCGAGUUGGUGAGCGCCGCCAUGUACUCGUCGCCGGGGGCAUCCCAAGCUCUGGCUGCUGCUGUGGCGGCUGCGGGCGGCUCGCCCAGCGUGCUCACAGCAGCGUUGAAAAGGGACCCAGCUGCAGCUUUUUACACGUACCCGACCCCAGCUUCGCUUGGGGCAACACUAGUCAAGGACCAGAAGGAGCCGCUGACUGCUGGCAACAGUUACUAUGGCUUGAUGCCGUCAGGUCAAGUGCAAGUGUCUGCUGAACAGUUGACUCAAGACUUGAGUCUCAUGGCUCUCAUGGACAAUUUGCCGCUGAAGUUUGCCACGAAACCAGGCAUGCGGUACUUUAUCAACCAGUUACUAGGCGAGAAGAAGCUGGCGUUGCCAGCGGAAGAUGUGCUGGCGAAGAAUAUCUUGGUGUUGCACGAGAGUAUAUGCGUGACCACGAAGGCGAUGCUGGCAAAAGCUAAAAGUGUCGCUGUGUCGCUCGAGGUGUGGCGACACCCGGCGUUGACGAAGUCGACACAGUAUUUGGCUGUUAAACUGCACUUCAGCGUGAACUUUCGACUGUUUGAUAUUGCGGUGGGUGUUGUGCCGUUCGAGGAAGUGUCUGGACUGGAGACCAUUAAGAGCACACUUGAUUCGUUUCUCGAGCGCCUGGGCGUCAAGGACAAGGUCAUUGCCGUUGUCAUUGAUGAGCUCCCGUCGAAGGUCGCACUUGCGGCAUCUGACCUUCCGUCGCACUUUAUGCCCAUAAACUUUGAUGGUCAUCUCGUAUCGCCCGAUGCAGCUCAGGGCACGCUUCUCCUUACUUCGGCGGUACAACACCUGCGUGUCUGCUUGACUUUUGACGUAUUUGCUAGGGCAUUCCCGCACGUGGUGAGUCAGAUCGGAGACUUUGUGACUCGGCUGGCCGAGAAUGAGGGGGCGAUGCUUUCUUUGAACCGCAAGUGCCCGCUGUACGACGCUGAGCUUUUUGCACAAGGACACGAGGCCGUGUCGUACUAUGGAUACCUUCGUCAACUAUUUGAGCACUUGCCUGCGCUAGAGCAGGUAGCAGACGCCAAUCUAGUGACUUUUCUCCCUGCAUCAACUGUGGAAUCCAUCGGCUUGCUGGUGAAGAAACUGCGCCCAUUUUCGAGGUACUCUGAAGCUUUGGAGGGAGAAAAGAACAAGAAAACGGGCAGCGACAAGGAAGUGAACAAGAAUGGCAUUUCAAGCAUUUCGACCAUUGCUGCUGCUUUGGUGACGUAUGCAGAGAAACAAGCGCAUCUGGCAGUCACGGGUGUGCCUGUCCAUUUGGAACCAGCUACGUGGAAGCGGUUUUUUGAAAUGCUCGCGCGAAAGUUGCGCGAUCAGUUCGCAACGCUUCCACCAGUCUGCUACGCAGCAACGCUUUUCGAUCCUCGAUACAAAAAUCGUGAAUACUGCUAUCUGUCUCCCAAGGUUGAGUGCGGACUUGGCAAGGACUUUCUUCGUCAAACGUUUACACCUGAGGGUAAUUCAUUGCAGAUAUCGAAUGCCUCAGAUUCGACUGGCCUAUCAGACUCGGGUGCAGACUCUUUGGCUAGGUUGGCAUCGUCUUCUGACGCAGAGCUGACUAAGGAACCUGCUGAGUUGAUGAAUACUGAUGUGGGACUCGCUGACGAUGAGGACGAUGACCUGCUGUCGCAUCUGCCGUCUGAGUCAUCGAAUUCGUCUUUUCGGGGUGUAAAUGAGACCGUUGCUAUGUGGGAAAAAGAGCUGAGUGCAUUUUUGAGUCUACCGGUUUCGGAGCGCAAUGUGGAUCCACUGGCAUGGUGGAAACUGAACCAGCUUCGUUUUCCGCUAAUUGCACCUUACGCUGAAAUGGUGUUGUCGCUACCGGCAGUAUCUUCAAGCGGUGAGACUGUUCGAAACAAAGUGCACAGUGUACUUUUGCGCACAGAGGGGCCUGGCCGCGAGGCUUCGCUGGCUGAUAGCCCGGCCAUGAUAGACGCUUUUUUGUGCUUCCAAAAAAACAAAGAGUGCGCGAUCGAGUGGCUUCUGUCAGGGUCCAGCGCUAAUGGUAUUGCCGAGGCAGCAGGAGUUAAUGCCGACCCCGAACCGAGUUCUGGGAGUUUUAAGCACAUUGAGAACGUAUGA